AUGGACUUUCGUCAGAAACUUAUAUUUCACAAACUAAAGUCUUCUGGAUGGGACUAUAUCAAAUGGUAUGCAGAUUCAGCAAAGUUAGUUCCUGGUUGUACAAAUCCUUUGAUUUUAGCAGCACAACAAUGCCCAAACAUGGACGUAAUCAAAUUAAAAGUGGCUGUUGUCCUAAUGAUACCUUUAAUAGAUUUUUCCAAUAAAACAUUUGAUUUCUUAAGUCUACACAGUAUGAUAGAAACUGUUGAACAAAACCGUGAUGGCUUUUUAAAGGAAGUUUUUCAUGAAUACAGAUCGUUUUUGAAUUUUGAUAUUUAUGAUUCUAAAACGACCUCGUUCAGUGUAAAAUUAGUUGAAAUCGGUGGAUUAGUUGGAAUUGUCUGGUCUCAUUGCAAAAAUGCAGACAUUCGAAUAUAUCUAUGUUUGGGAACGUAAAUCAUAUUAUAUUUAUUGUUAAUUCGCCUACACGUUGGGUUUUAUGUUGUUUGUAUCAUUGGUUGUUAAAACAAAAGUUACAAAUAUUAUUCAUGAGUUGGUAUGCAAAAACUGCGAAGCAAAAACACAAUUUUCAAAAUGAGUGCUUUCUUUUUUUUAUACAUAUUUUGAAUCUUC
Schistosoma curassoni is the source of this 612-nucleotide messenger RNA. The record is from the annotation of a GenBank genome assembly. Lineage: Eukaryota; Metazoa; Platyhelminthes; Trematoda; Strigeidida; Schistosomatidae.